CUUAAGGGCUGUUCAGUGUUUAGCGCGGAGUUCAAAGAGACACGCGCGCAGUCUUAGGUGUAUACGCACAGCGGGGAUGCUUGAAAUACAAGACACUAUAUUUAAUUAUUACCAAAAGAUGACUGCGUUAAAGACGAGAUAAUUAAUUAUGCUCUAAUUUGACCUGUACGGUCGGAACAGCAGGUAACUUGUUAUUGAUAGUUGUAUAGUGAGUCAGAGUAGAAUGUGGCACGCGGAUGAGAUUGCCCGUCUAUGCUACGACCGCUUCAGUGAACUGCCUAAAAGAGGCAAACCUGAGCCGAAUAGGGAAUGGACGCUUCUGGCCGCAGUAGUCAGAGUGUCCGCGCUGCAGACUGAUGACCCCGACCGAAAGACAACUGUAAAAGAGGUGGUAUCGUUAGCGACCGGCACUAAAUGCAUCGGCCAGUCAUCCAUGAGUCCCCGGGGUGAUAUACUCAAUGACAGCCAUGCUGAAGUCGUUGCCAGGAGGGGCUUUGUCAGAUAUCUAACAGAGCAGCUGCGGAGAGCAGUGUCUGGGGAGAAAAGUGAGAUUUUUGUACCUGCCGAUGAGAAGGGGAAAUGGAGGAUUCACGGCAAAGAGUCCUUUGUGUUUUUCUGCAGUCAUACACCAUGUGGAGAUGCCUCCAUCAUUCCCAUGGUGGACAAUGAGCCAGCCCAGCCCUGCAAGCCAGUAAUGGUAGAGCGACCCAGAGUUGGCGUCCAAGAUGUGUUAGGGGACCCAGAGUUGGGAGCUAAUGGUAAACGCCGUAUUGAGGAGGAGGAAUAUGAAGCAGUGAAGCGUCCCAGACUAGAGAAGCAGGACUAUGAGAAAGGAGUUUGUGGAGAGACGUCAUGCAGGGGACAUGGACAGGCCCAAGACAGUCCCAGUGUAAAGGCCCCACCCUCUGACUGCCCUCUGGAUCAGGCCCCACCCCUUGACUGCCCUCUGGAUCAGGCCCCACCCCUUGACUGCCCUCUGGAUCAGGCCCCACCCCUUGACUGCCCUCUGGAUCAGGCCCCACCCCCUGACUGCCCUCUGGAUCAGGCCCCACCCCCUGACUGCCCUCUGGAUCAGGCCCCACCCCCUGACUGCCCUCAGGAUCAGGCCCCACCCCCUGACUGCCCUCAGGAUCAGGCCCCACCCCCUGACUGCCCUCAGGAUCAGGCCCCACCCCCUGACUGCCCUCAGGAUCAGGCCCCACCCCCUGACUACCCUCAGGGUCAGGCUCUGCCCCUUGACUGCCCUCAGGAUCCGGCUCUGCCCCUUGACUGCUCCCAAGACGAGGCCCUGCACCCUGACUGCCCUCAGGCUCCACCCGAGGGCCACCUUCAGGAUCAGGUUUUGCCCAUGAACCUACCCCAGGACCUGCACCGGACCGGGGCGAAGUGUGUGCCAGGUGCUCCCAGAGACCCCCAGGGCCCAGGCAUGGGCUACCACAGUGUGGGGGUGCUGCGAGUGAAGCCAGGUCGAGGGGAGCCCACCCUGUCCCUCUCCUGCAGUGACAAGCUGGCUCGCUGGGGAGUGCUGGGCUGCCAGGGGGCACUGCUCUCCCACUACCUGCAGGGGGCGAUCUACUUCAGCGCUGUGGUAAUAGGGAAGUGUCCAUACAGUCUGCAAGCCAUGAAGAGAGCUCUAACCGAAAGGUGUUCGCAUGUGACAGGCCUGCCUGACGGCUUCGAGGUCUGGCGUCCGCAGCUGCUGCAGUCUGGCCUGGAGUUUGCUCACAGCCACGCACAAACUAAUCAGGCCAAUAGGGAGGCGCUGGCCAGCCGGACAGGCCUGGGCAGGGUAUCUCCUUGUGGGGCUGCGAUCAGCUGGUGCGCAGUUCCUGACCGACCACUAGAUGUCACCUCGAAUGGCUACAAGCAAGGUGCGACCAAGAAGGCGUUGAGCACAUCGCAGGCCAGGUCUCUCAUCUGUAAGGCUGAAUUCUUCCGGUCUUUCUUGGCACUCCGGGCUGCUACUGCAGACAUCCAGCUCCCAGAAUCUCUCAGGGCAAGGGAGCUUCUGACCUAUGGCGACUACAAGCAGGCUGCGCAGACCUACCAGCAGGCCUGGCUGCAGCUGCGCACGCAGGCGUUCCCGCUGUGGCCGCGCAGUCCCCGACACCUGUUGCAGUUCAAGUGAAAGGUGCAGGGACAGUGUGCAUGUGAUCCCGCGUUACGGAGGGUGUGUGUGAGUCACGGGAGCCCCCUGAGGAAGCCGUGGCUGUGGGCCAUACAUGCAAGUCAGAGUCUUACGUGCAGCUUUUGUUUAUAAGAAACAGACAGGCUAUUUUUCUAUUUAUUUUAUUGGUUAGUUCUUCCAACUACCUUACCUUUCAGUUAUAACUUAAUCUUAAAUAUAUUCAAAUAACUCCAAAAAAAAAAAAAGAACAAAGGUUAAUAAUGCAAUUUAAAAAAUACUUAUACUUCUGGUAUUUCUACAAAAUGGCUAACUGGAAAAGCGAGAACGGCGUCCUGUGUUUUGUUCAUCUCAGCUAAAGAUAAAUUAUCAAAUUUUAAUGUAUACACCAUUAACACAGCAGAGAAAAGCCGAGAUACAAAUGCAUU
This is a messenger RNA of Brienomyrus brachyistius, 2553 nucleotides long. It is a transcript of the gene adat1, whose product is annotated as adenosine deaminase tRNA specific 1. Gene Ontology annotation, biological process: RNA processing. Bases 224 to 2128 code for a protein of 634 amino acids. Gene Ontology annotation, molecular function: RNA binding; adenosine deaminase activity. The record is from RefSeq and is a predicted model, not a curated record. The transcript is spliced from 10 exons. NCBI's taxonomy places the organism in Eukaryota, Metazoa, Chordata, Actinopteri, Osteoglossiformes, Mormyridae.